AUGGAAUCCUCAUCUAAUGAAAACACCACAACACCCAAAGAAGCCACAAUCCCAUCACCUCAAGCUUCUUCAAGUGCCGAGUUAUCAUCCAAUUCAUCAAAUUCCACAGAAACAAAUUCUCAACCAUCUAAUAAUAGGCUUCAGAUAGAUGACAUCUAUAAUUUAAAUGAAUCACAAAAGGCUGCUUUAGAGAAAGCAAAGGCCUAUAUAAAAGAAAUUCAAACUGUGCUAUUACAAACAAUUGAAAAAAGGAACGACUCGUUAUCACCGAUUGAUUCAUAUUAUUUUUCAACUUCUGCCUCGGGAUUAACAUCUGGGAUAAUGGAUCUUCGAUCUAUAUCUGUAUUAUCACGCAUUUAUGUUGGAUCAAUUAAUUUUGAGUUAACUGAACAACAUGUACGUGUUGUAUUUGGUCAAUUUGGUACAAUAAAAAGCAUCAGCAUGUCUUUAGAUCCACUUACAGGCAAACAUAAAGGAUUUUGUUUUAUUGAAUAUGAAACUCCUGAGGGUGCAUCAUUGGCUCUUGAAACAAUGAACGGUGCUGAAUUGGGCGGAAGACAGUUGAAAGUUGGUAGACCAAAUAAUUAUACAGCUGCUACAGCUGCUGGAUUUUUACCACCACCAAAGACUCGGAUAUAUGUUUCGAAUGUUAAUGAAUACAUAAGCGAAAGAGAUUUGAUGAGUAUUUUUGAGUCAUUUGGCAAGAUCACACAAUGCGUUCUAAUGCCUGAUCUUAUUACAAGAAAACAUAAAGGAUAUGGAUUCAUUGAGUUUGAGGAUGAAAUUGCUACAAAUACAUCGGUAACAUCCAUGAAUAAUUUUGAAUUGGGAGGGUUGAUGUUACGUGUAAGGAAAGCAGUAAUUGGAGGGCCUCUUAGUGAAGCUGCAACUGUUAAAGCUCAAAAUGUAGCAGCAAAAAUAGCAGUAGAUAUUGUAUCAAGAAGUCAAACGUCUGUGGAAUCAGUUGCUCAAGAAGAAAAUAUGAGCAUUACCUCCAGUCAACGUUAUGCCAUUAUGCAAAAGUUGGCAAGACAAGAUUCAUCUCCUGUUUUGAUAAUUCGUAAUGCGGUUGUCCCAUCAGAAAUUGAUGAAGCUCUCGAAGAUGAAAUUCGUGAUGAGUGCAACAAUUAUGGUAAGGUAGUUAAAGUAGUAGUCCAUCUUAGUAAGGAUGAUAAUGAAUUUGAAAGCGAAGAGGAAUCGGUGAAAAUUUUUGUUCAAUAUGAUGAUGGAGCAACUGCAGAAAAAGCCAAACAAAAAUUGGAUAAUAGAUGGUUUGGUGGACGUAGGAUAAGUGCAUCGUCAUAUGAUUUUAAAAGAUUUCAAUUAGGCGAUUAUUCAAAUUAG
Molecule: messenger RNA, 1344 nt
Organism: Entrophospora sp. SA101
Lineage: Eukaryota; Fungi; Glomeromycota; Glomeromycetes; Entrophosporales; Entrophosporaceae
Source: the annotation of a GenBank genome assembly